Molecule: messenger RNA, 703 nt
Organism: Adineta steineri
Lineage: Eukaryota; Metazoa; Rotifera; Eurotatoria; Adinetida; Adinetidae
Source: the annotation of a GenBank genome assembly
UGAUUUUCAAGUUGUUCGCAAUAAAAAUCCUAAACCACGUACAAAUCAACAGUCAUCAUCACGUCCAAUGAGUGGUAAUCAAUCCGUUCGUGGUCGUAAUAAUGGAAAUUAUCACCGUGGUGGAGGAGCACCACAAAUGUCAGGUGAACGCGGUUAUUACAAUCAAUUUUCACCUCAAUAUUCUAAUCAAGCGCAACAAUUUUAUCAUCAUCAACAAGCACCUCCUCCUCCGCUUCACAUGGGUUUGUCGUAUCAUGUGAAUAACAAUAAUAACAAUACGAAUACUAAUCGACAGCGAUUAAAUUCCAAUCGGUCAAAUAAUAGUCGAAGUUAUCCUGAUAAUAGUGGACGUAUCCGAAAGGGAAAUAGUGAAACUUUACCGGAUGUUGAUAAUAGUUCUGUAGCAGCUGAAAAUCGGCCACGUUUACAAUUAUUACCUCGUUCACAAAAACUUUCAUCAUCAACCGAUGAUAAUCCAACACCAGAACCAGGCGCAAGAAAUUCAAAUAUUUUUGGUGUUGGUAAACCACGUGAUGAGCGUGAUCCAAAAAUUGCUGAAUUAGAAAAACAUAUUGAGGAAGUUGUUGAAAAAGAACAACAUGUUCCUCGAACUAAAUCAACUGCAUCUAAUGAAUCGACAGAUGGUGUCAUCAAGCCGGUGCGAAUUUUAACGGCAGCAACUGCAUCGAUAGUUGAUCAUUAA